This is a messenger RNA of Chiloscyllium plagiosum (whitespotted bambooshark), 3341 nucleotides long. NCBI's taxonomy places the organism in Eukaryota, Metazoa, Chordata, Chondrichthyes, Orectolobiformes, Hemiscylliidae. The record is from RefSeq and is a predicted model, not a curated record.
CGCGCGCUCCCUCCCUCCCUCUGUCCCCGCGGUCUGAGCGCGGCUGCUGCUCCGCGGGGAAGAUGGCGGCGCUUGUUUCCCUCACUCAGCUCUCCAGUGGAAAUCCCGUGUAUGAGACUUAUUACCGUCAGGUGGAUCCAGCUCAUACAGGAAAGGUUGGGCCAAAUGAAGCAGCAUUGUUCCUGAAGAAGUCUGGUCUCUCUGACGUUACCUUAGGAAAGAUUUGGGAUUUGGCAGACCCUGAAGGCAAGGGCUACCUAGAUAAACAGGGCUUUUAUGUGGCUUUACGCCUGGUAGCGUGUGCACAGAAUGGCCAUGAUGUUAGCCUGAGCAGUCUAAAUGUGACAUUGCCACCACCCAAAUUUCAUGACAGCAGUAGUCCCUCACUGAUAGCACCUCCUCCCUCCUCAGACACGCAGUGGGCUGUAAGGCCUGAAGAGAGAGCCAAAUUUGAUGGAAUUUUUGAAAGUUUGACUCCAGUAAAUGGUCUCCUCUCGGGUGAUAAGGUCAAACCUGUGUUGAUAAAUUCAAACCUACCGCUGGAUGUCUUGGGAAGGGUUUGGGAUCUGAGUGAUGUUGAUAAGGAUGGCCACCUGGAUAGAGAUGAGUUUGCUGUGUUAAACCAACAAUGCUACCCCACCACCCUUUUCUUCUCGUCUGCCCUCUCAGCGAUGCAUCUCGUUUAUAGAGCUUUGGAAAAAGAGCCAGUUCCGUCUGUUUUGCCAAUUUCACUUCUGCCACCGUCCAAGAGAAAGAAACAAGGACCAACACUUGCUGGCUCUGUACCAGUGCUACCUGCCAGCCCUCCACCGAAAGAUAGCCUGCGAUCGACUCCUUCACAUGGCAGUAUUAACAGCCUAAAUAGUGCUGGCAGCAUCUCUCCAAAACAUAUUAAACAGCCAGUUAACUGGGUUGUGCCAUCAAAUGACAAAAUGCGGUAUGAUGACAUCUUCCUCAAAAUAGAUUUAGAUAUGGAUGGGUAUGUCAGUGGCUUGGAAGUCAAAGAUAUCUUCAUGCAAUCGGCACUUCAUCAGAACAUCCUGGCUCAUAUAUGGGCACUGGCCGACACAAAACAGAUAGGGAAACUGAACAGGGAACAGUUUGCUUUAGCAAUGUAUCUGAUUCAGCAGAAGGUCAGCAAAGGAAUUGACCCUCCACAGAUGCUUACUCCUGAAAUGGUACCACCAUCAGAGAGGACUACGCCAGUAUCAAGCCUCUCAGGCUACAUGACUCCUGUUGGGCCUGAGAUUUCGCAACUAACAGAAAUGAGGCGUGAUAGCGCAAGUUCCGUCGGCUCAGGAGAUUUUACUGGAAUCAAAGAACUGGAUGCAAUUAGCAAUGAAAUCAGUGAACUACAAAGAGAGAAAUAUGUACUGGAACAGGACAUCCGAGAGAAAGAAGAGGCCAUCCGACAGAAAACAAAUGAAGUCCAGGAACUACAAAAUGAUCUGGACAGAGAGAACAAUAGCCUGCAGGAGCUGGAAUCCCAGAAGCAGGCUGCCCAGGACAGGCUGGAUGAAAUGGACCAACAAAAGGCCAAGCUUGAGGACAUGCUCAGUGACAUCCGGCAGAAGUGUCAGGAGGAGAACCAGACGAUUUCAUCGCUAAAGACACAGAUUGCAAAUCAGGAGUCAGACAUGCAAUCCCAGGAAGAGGAGCUGAACAAAGCCAAGACAGAGCUAAAUAAACUACAGCAAGAGGAAUCACAAUUGGAACAGAGCAUUGAGGCUGGCAAGGUACAACUUGAGACGAUCAUCAAGUCACUAAAAUCUACUCAGGAUGAAAUUAACCAGGCAAGAAGUAAACUGUCCCAAUUACAAGACUCACAGCAGGAAGUUAGUAAAAACAUUGACCAGUACAGCAAUACAUUGAACGGCUCAUUAACUGAUCAUGGUGGGAGCAUGACUAACCUGGCAGACAUGAGUGAUGGCCUCGCAGAGAGAGACAGCGGCUUUGCAACAAUGGAUGAUCCCUUCAGAGGCAAAGCAUCACCGUUCAAUAAUAAUGUUCAAGAACUGCACACAGACCCAUUUCAGUCAGAAGAUCCUUUCAAGACAGAUCCAUUCAAAGGAGCUGAUCCAUUCAAAGAUAGUGAUCCAUUCCAAAAUGACCCUUUUGCCCAACAACAGGCAGCUGCUGCAACAGAUCCAUUUGGUGCCGAUCCAUUUAAAGAAAGUGAUCCCUUCCAUAAUGUAUCAUCUGAUGAGUUCUUCAAGAAACCGUCAAAGAGUGAUCCUUUCACAUCUUCAUCCACUGACCCUUUCAGCAGAGAGCCCACCGUGCCACCUAAAGCUGACCCCUUUGGAAGUAGUGAUCCAUUUGCACCAGCUGCAACCAAAGGCCCAGAUCCAUUUGGAACAUUGGAUCCUUUUGGAAGUAGUGCCUUUGGAAGUGGAGGUUUUGCAGACUUCACCCAGAUGUCCAAGCCCUCAAAUCCAGAUCCUUUUGCUACUUCUGGCUCGGGACAGUUUGGAGGGCAUGGAUUCACUGAUGACCCUUUUCAAAGUAAACAGGAUACACCAGCACUGCCCCCAAAGAAAAGUGUACCCCCACGACCUAAAGCACCCCCUAGUGGUAAAAGUACCCCUGUAAACAGGCCUGGCUCGGCCGACUCUGUCAAGUCCCACGAUACUUUCCAGCCCUUUGGCGCUGAUGACGGUGACCCGUUUCAAAGUAAAAAGGGGCUCGGUGACCCAUUCAGCGGUAAAGAUCCCUUCACGCCUACUUCCUCAAGUAAAACUUCUAAAGACUCUUCUUUGGGUUUUGCAGACUUCAGCUCUUUUGGUAAUGAAGAGCAGCAGCUGGAAUGGGCAAAAAGGGAGAGUGAAAGAGCAGAACGUGAGAGAUUGGAAAGGUUGCGAAGGCAGGAACAAGAGGACCUAGAGCUUGCAAUAGCACUCAGCAAAGCAGAAAUGUCUAAUGUGUAAAUAAUGCCCUGGUCCACUUAAUCAAAGGAAUGUGAACUGUCAAAGUGAAAAGCGGAAGAAAUGGAAAGGAAAGAGAAAAUGAGCAGACACUGGGUAUUCUGAAUGCACUGGACAGUAACUGGCUCCAACCUCCCCUUCCUCUCCAGGGGACAGUUAAAUAAUCACUUUGUGGACCAGUGGGAUCAUUUGCAUGGACUCGGUUGGGGGGGCGCAGGAAGUGAUAUUAUUUAAAGAAUACUCUUUGUAAUUAAAAAGGAGAGAGAACCUGUAAUAUUCUCAGUCAAUCAGCUAUUUCAGUUCUUGUGUUUAUGCACAUGAAAGACUUGAAAGCUUUGUUACCGAUGCUAACAAAUUUAACUGCGGUAUUGAGAGAAGUAAAGCCAAACCCCUGCACCCUCUCUCUCAAAGGAAAAA